Molecule: messenger RNA, 2106 nt
Organism: Drosophila ficusphila
Lineage: Eukaryota; Metazoa; Arthropoda; Insecta; Diptera; Drosophilidae
Product: protein RFT1 homolog
Exons: 4
Coding region: 134-1804 (556 amino acids)
Biological process (GO): glycolipid translocation; dolichol-linked oligosaccharide biosynthetic process
Cellular component (GO): endoplasmic reticulum membrane
Source: RefSeq, a predicted model, not a curated record
CUAUCGUUUGUUAAACUGAUUUUUUUUGUGUUGUUUUGGCCAACUAAAUAGCUAAACAGCCCGUUUCUACCGUUCUUUGCCACUUGAAGGCGACUUCUGGACACAGAUCGGAGGGGCCUGGCCAACGGGUCGGAUGGCGCGCAACGUGCUCGAGAGCAGCCUUCUGGGCGCCGGCUUCAGCAUCAUCUUUCAGAUACUGUGCCGCAUCCUGACCUUCGGCAUCAACGCGUACAUCGUCCGCCAUGUGGGUCGCGAGGUGCUGGGCAUCAUGAACGUGCGCCUGCUGCUCCUGGAGAGCACCCUGCUCUUCCUGUCGCGCGAGGCCAUCAACCGGGCGGCCCUGAGCGCCAACGCCCAGCAGGGCGACCGCUGCUCUUGGGCGCAGCUAAUCAACCAGAUGUGGCUCACGGUGCCCAUAUGCGCGGUUCUGUGUGCUCCCUGCCUGUACAUCUGGUUGAACUGGCUCUCGGCGGUGGACGCCGUCUACGCCCAGCAGUACGAGUUUGCCUGCUACGCCGUGGCCCUGUCCUGCGUCCUGGAAUUGCUGGCCGAGUCCGCCGUGUUCGUGGCUCAGGUGUUUUGCUUCGUCAAGCUGAAGAUCCUGCUUAACACGCUUCACAUCCUGGUGCGCUCGGCCAUCUUUCUGUGGAUCGUCACCGGCGACCGCAGCGCGGCGAUCAACGCUUUCGCGAUCGCCCAGCUCUCCAGCGCGGCCACCAUUGUCCUGGGCCAGUACGGCUUCUUCUACCUCUACCUAAGGGGCAUCAAGGCCUUCGGGGCCCAGCAGACGCGGAAGAAGCCACCGGCCCCAACAGCCUGGCAGACUUCGCUGUACGAGCACAUGGACGACUUCCCCUUUAAGCGGCUGAGCGACUUCCUGCCCGGCGUGAUGUUCAACCCGAACGGGAAGCACUUGAACCGGGAGCUGCAGACGCUGACCCUGAGCUUCGUGAAGCAGGGCGUGCUCAAGCAAAUCCUCACCGAGGGCGAGAAGUACGUGAUGUCCGUGUCGCCAGUGCUGAGCUUCGGGGAGCAGGCCACCUACGACGUGGUGAACAACCUCGGCAGCAUGGCCGCGCGCUUCAUCUUCCGGCCCAUCGAGGACAGUUCAUACUUCUACUUCACACAGACACUUUCGCGAGACAUCAAGUUGGCGAAGCAGCCGCAGGAGCGCGUCCGCCAGGCGAGCAGCGUUCUGAACAACCUGCUACUGGGCGUAAGCUCCAUCGGCCUGAUUGCGUUUGUCUUCGGACAGAGCUACUCGCACCCGGUGCUGCUGCUCUACGGCGGGCCGGACUUCGUGGUCGGCGGACUGCCGCAGAGCCUGCUGCAGUGGCACUGCCUGGCGAUCUACCUGCUGGCCGUCAACGGGAUCAGCGAGGGCUACAUGUUCGCCACGAACACCAGUCGGGACAUUGACAGGUACAACUACCUGAUGGCCAUCUUCUCGGUAAGCUUCCUAGUGCUCUCCUACAUCCUGACGGGGAUCUUCGGACCAGUGGGGUUCAUCUUUGCGAACUGCAUCAACAUGCUGAGCAGGAUUCUGUACAGCACGUACUACAUCCGGCACCAGUUCCGCCCCCUGUCGCUGGAUCCGCUGCUGGGCCUCUGGCCGGGAAAGCUCUUCGGGAGCACUCUUCUCUUGGCCGGGAUCGUCUGCUAUUGGUACCAAAGUUCUGGUCUGGCCACACACCUGGGAGUGGGUGUCCUGGCCGGACUCGCCUGCCUAUUGUCCUGGGCGCUGGCUCAUCGAGACCUGGUGCGACUGGCUUGGCGCUAUGGUCGCCGCAUCAAGAUCGAGUAAGGGCACUUGUGUUUAGACCGCAAUGAGACGCACAGUUAGAAGUUACAACAUAUUUAUACAUAGCUGACAAUUGUAAAUUAAUUCCGAAACUAAGAUGUGUACUUAUGAAGUGUUUGUAGAGCCUUGAUUGCUUAUCUAACGUUAAGACUUGCAUUAAAAGACAACGAUAGCUUCUUAAUAUUCAUUUGUUACUAGGAAAGAAUGUUAUUACCGGAGUCACCCAUACUCUGAAAGUUAAUUGUUAUUGGUCCAAAUUUAAAAUAGUUAAAACAAAUAAACUCAAGGAUUUAACGAAAUGCAAA